Telopea speciosissima is the source of this 1117-nucleotide messenger RNA. Its product is annotated as transcription factor bHLH84-like. Bases 1 to 1110 code for a protein of 369 amino acids. Gene Ontology annotation, biological process: regulation of transcription by RNA polymerase II. The record is from RefSeq and is a predicted model, not a curated record. The transcript is spliced from 5 exons. Lineage: Eukaryota; Viridiplantae; Streptophyta; Magnoliopsida; Proteales; Proteaceae. Gene Ontology annotation, cellular component: nucleus. Gene Ontology annotation, molecular function: DNA-binding transcription factor activity, RNA polymerase II-specific; RNA polymerase II cis-regulatory region sequence-specific DNA binding; protein dimerization activity.
AUGGAGCAUGUUGAAGCUUUGGUAGAAGGGGAAUGGAGUUCUUUCAGUGGAAUCUUUUCCACUGAGGAGUCAGAUUUCAUGGCACAAUUGCUUGGUAACUAUUCCAUUCCCAAUGAUCAAGAAGCUGGAUCAAUGUUGAGCCUAGGAAUUCCGUCGGCGAUUUGGCCGGAUCACGAAGCUGCCGGAAAAGCGAAUGGGAGUGAUGAGAGCUCAUACUAUUGUUCAGAUAUCAGUUACCCUCAAGGGAGUAGCUAUAGCAGUGGUAGUAGUAGUCUCUUACUACCCAAUUCCGGUCACCAUCGCUACCACCACCACCACCACCAUGGAAACUACUACUUGACCACUUCAAAUCCAAUUUUGGUGAACAAUAGUAGUUCCAUGUCCAUAGAUCUCUCUAUGGUGCAUGAUCAGCAAAAUAACAACUCCUCAUCCAUUCAAGUCUUUGCUGAUAAACCAAUGGAAGAAGGUUCUUACUUCAAUGAAGAGAUGAGCGGUGACAGCGUUCGCGAAUCUGGUGCAUCCCCAUCAAUGAAGAGGAGACUCGAGAUGCCAGAACCAGAUCAUGCCAAUGCAGAUGACAAAAUGGACACCAACCCAUCUGAGUACCCAAGGAAGAAAUCUCGGGUUCCAAGAGAGGUCCAAAGGAAGAAGAAUGUGCAAUCAAAGAAGAACCAGAAGCUGAACCCAAUUACCAGCAAUGAAGAAGAAGAGAAUGCUACUACAAACAUGCAGAGUACUAGCAGUGACUGUUCUGAGGAUGACUCCAAUGGUUCUCAGGAGCUAAAUGGAGGAGGAGCAACUACGUCAACCUCUAAAGGUUCUGUAGCUCUCAACUUGAAUGGGAAAACAAGAGCCAGUAGGGGUUCAGCCACUGAUCCCCAAAGCCUCUAUGCUAGAAAGCGAAGAGAAAGAAUAAACGAGCGAUUGAGAAUCCUACAAAACCUCGUCCCCAAUGGCACAAAGGUUGACAUCAGUACAAUGCUAGAAGAAGCUGUACAAUAUGUCAAAUUUUUGCAGCUCCAAAUCAAGCUUUUAAGCUCUGAUGAUCUAUGGAUGUAUGCUCCCAUUGCUUACAAUGGAAUGGACAUUGGGCUUGACUUGAAGAGAUGAUCACUUU